UUAGUAUACUAACUUCGAUUGGAGAGUGAACUUUAAAAAUUAUAAUACUUGGUCAGCGAAUUUAAAAAUUAUAUGAAAUUUUGAAAUGAUUCCAUUUUAUUUGGAAAUAUUAUUAGCUCUAUGUUUAAUAUUUUUCUUGUAUGCAAAAAGACCAGAAGUAUAUGACAGUACACUGGGAAUAUACAGAGUUAAACCAGGAAGAUUUUAUUAUUUGAAAUAUUACGCAGCUUUGAUUGUACUGAAGUUAAGACGUUUGUUCGGUUUGUCGAAUAGGUCACCUGGAAUUUUAUCAACAUAUCAAGGUUGUAGCCGCCAAGAGGGUUAUCAUAUAUAUAGUUCUUCGUCAGAUCGACAAACCUUAAUAUUAGAAAAUGGAAAUAAAUUGCUAUUAAAAAUACCAAAAUUCGCUGAUUGCCUUCUCGUAAGUGAAAUAGCAAAUAAUCCCAAAGAAAUUGGUCCUAUAAUUGUCGAACAUUAUCCAGUCAAUUCUAAUAUUUAUAGAGAGAAAGCAAUAUUAACAUAUAAUGGCUUGAUGAAGUCAAAUGAACGUGAUAGUAAACAUUUUUUAGUUAAUAUAAAAGCUGAGUGGAAUGUAAUUUUACCUUACUUUAAUAUGUAUUGGGAAUUAAGUGAUGAAAAUUUUGCUAAUUCGAUAUCAAAGGAGUUAUGGAGCAAAGAUUAUUUUGAAAAUUUUAAAUUAUUUCAACAUAUAGAUUUUUGGGGUGGAUCCGGUGAAAUGAAAGGCAAUGUCACAAUCGAUGGACAACGUUUUGAUUUGUUUGUGAACUUUACUCAAUUAUUUUCAAAUGGAGAUUUAUCAUUAUCACAUCUUGUACACCGUUAUGUAUUACAUUAUAUUACUAUACCAAGUGGUCCAAGAUUUUGUGUUGGUGUUGCUAGUUUAACUCAACAGUUUUCAAUUUUACCAAUUGGUUGGGUAACAUCAAAAUGCAAAAAUUAUCCGAUAAAAUCUUGUGACUUUCAAAUACAUAAAUAUGGUGAAGGUAAUUCUGAACCACCAAAGGCUUAUCAUUUUCUGAUCAAUACAGAUGGUGGUGAUAUGUACAAUAUUAUUGUACGUGUUAGAUCUAAUUUUAGAUUUUAUCAUAGAAGUGAAAAAUUUAAAAAAGUAAUUGAUUCAGAUUGUAAUUUCAUAGUAAAUGGAGAAGAAGGAUGGGGUCAUGUACAAUGGUAUUAUCGAAGAUAGUUAUAUAGAAAAGCUCAUAAUAUUGAAUAAUAUUUUGUAAAUAGUAUUUUUACUUUUACAAGUGUGUUUGAAAAUUUUUAAUGAAUAAAAAAGUUAUUUUGUUUAUUUUUCAAUUAUCA
This is a messenger RNA of Condylostylus longicornis, 1326 nucleotides long. RefSeq lists its product as uncharacterized. Lineage: Eukaryota; Metazoa; Arthropoda; Insecta; Diptera; Dolichopodidae. Bases 86 to 1207 code for a protein of 373 amino acids. The transcript is spliced from 6 exons. The record is from RefSeq and is a predicted model, not a curated record.